AUAAUAAUAAAAUAAAAAUUAGCCCCUCUACCUCCGCCUGAAAAUUAUCAAAGCAGGCUGGUAGUGAUGGGGAAAUAAUAAUAUCUGUGGGGGGGCACAGUGCAGAAAGAAUUACAGGAGAAAUCAGAUUAAAAAGCAGGAAGGAGAGAGAGAGCAGGAGGAGGAGGGAGAGAGGAGGAGGAUCGAGGCUCGGCCGCCAUCGCUGUGUGAAGGAGUGAGGCCGUCUGGUAAGAGGAGGGUCCCGGGGAGGAGGCCUCGGAGGGGGCUGACAGGGGCUGGAUGGAGCCGAUGGAUCCCGUGGCGGGAUGGCUGGGGGGGUGGGAGAUGUGGGUGUCCGCUGGUGCCGCCCCCUCUCGGCUCUCAAUCAGGGCGGGGGGGGGGGACCUGGGGGGCCCGGCUGCGGGGAGACGGAGCUGCUACGCCACAACCCCCUUCUCCAGCCCAGGCACCGCCGCCAUUCGUGCAAAGGGGAGAGAGAGCCAGGCCCCCCCAGCCAUCCAUCCACCCAGCCAUCCCUCCUCCUCCUCCUCCAGCAUCCUGCCUCCCUCAGCCACAGCGACCGGCCUUUUUAUCCACCCCCAGUCCCAUCCCCAGUCCCAUCCCCUAGCCUCUUCCCUUCCUCCUGAUUAUCCCUGCCACGAAUAAGUACUAUCAUUAAUUCACCAUGAGCGGUAUGUAACCACCCCCUCACCCCCCCUUUACCCCCCAACUCCCUGCCAGGUCUAUGGCCCCCCUCCUCCUUCACAUGCCCUGCUUUAAUCUCCCCCCCUCUAUCAUGUCCUCAGACCCCACUCUGGUGACAGCCUCCUGUGGGGUGUGACUGUACCCAUAGGGUCGGGUUUAAGGAGCAUGACAUGUGUUUAGAUACAACUGUUACCAUGUGGGGGGUGGGGGGGGAGAGAGGGGAAGGUUUGUAUUUUUAUAAUUAUUUUAUAUGCCAGGUUGGCAUCAUGCACAGGUACGGUUGCCCCUGGCUACUGACUUGCACUAUGGUGGUGUGUUUGCCAUUGGUUGGGGUCUAUGAAAUUGAAAUCUAGUUACAACACCCACCCGUAGGCAAAUAUGACCACAAAAAAAAAUAGUUUUAUGAUGUGCCAUGGUAGCCUAUAUUCUGCGUCUUAAUCCAGCGUAGUUGUAGUCUACUUUUAUUCAUAUAAAGGUUUUUUUUUUUGUGUAAGACAUAUGUCAGUUGUCUUAUUAUUUUCCAGAUCAGACAGAGGAGACUAUGGCGAGCGAAGGAGGAAAAACAAAUGAAUCUGAAAGCAAAAAAAAGGGCAAAGCUUCAGGUUCACAGGUAAUGCACAAUUUUUAUUUAUUUAACUGGCUAAUGUGUGGAUGUCAGGUGCGCUUGAUAUUUUUUAAGGGAAUUUGUACCACACAUGCACACUUUUUUUUUUUUUUUUAUUCAUUAUUUACAACGUUAAUUAGUUAACUGUAAAUAAUCUGUUUCCUGUGUUGUAUAUCUUGACUUUGAAGAUGGUUUGCAGGGGCAACAUAUACGUUUCUGAGAAUGUAACCACUUCCUGUCAAAAUAGUUAAAUGUCUUAGAACUGUCAGAAGUGAACACACCCAUUUUGUCUCUAAACCUUCCCACUUUUAUCUUGUGACUAGGACUCUCAGCCCUCUCCUCUGGCCUUGCUGGCUGCAACUUGCAGUAAAAUAGGAACGACUGGAGAAAAUCAAGGUGCUGGACAGCAGCAAAUCAUUAUAGAUCCAAGUCAAGGCAUAGUACAGCUUCAGAACCAACCACAGCAACUGGAACUAGUGACAACUCAGCUGGCUGGCAGUGCUUGGCAAAUUGUUGCUACUGCUCCUCCUGUUUCGAAAGAAAACAACAUUUCACAGCAAGCAAUUUCCAUUGCUGCUAGUACAGCAGCAUCAUCCAGCAACAACAAUGAAAACACAUCCCCUUCUAAAAGCAAAGCUACGAAUUCAGCUACUUCUCCAGGGCAAUUUCAGGUUAUCCAGGUACAAACGCCAAGUGGCAAUGUACAGUAUCAGGUCAUUCCUCAGAUUCAGACCGUAGAUGGCCAGCAUAUUCAGAUUGGCCCUGGAAACGCCACUGCACUUCAAGAUCUGCAAGGGCAAAUACAGUUUAUUCCUGCAAGUAACAAUCAAGCUAUCAUCACAACUGGCAACAGAACAUCUGGAAAUAUUAUUGCACAAAACCUGGCAAAUCAAACCGUUCCAGUUCAGAUCCGACCAGGAGUCUCUAUACCGUUGCAGCUGCAAACCAUUCCGGGUGCUCCUCAUCAAGUGGUGACAACCUUGCCCAUAAACAUUGGAGGAGUGACUCUAGCUCUGCCUGUGAUAAACAGUGUGUCUGCAGGAGGAGGUUCGGCACACAUAGUUCAGCCUACAGAUGGUGGGGUUUCCAAUGGAAAUCAGCUGGUGUCAACACCCAUCACAACUUCCUCUGUUAGUACUAUGCCAGAGUCUCCCUCUUCCUCCUCCUCCUCGACUUGUACAACCACUGUGGCUACAACUCUGACUAGCAGUGAUACGCUUGUCAGUUCAGCUGAAACAGGCCAAUAUGCAAACACACCAGGAAGUGGUGAGCGUAACACAGAAGAGUCCCCAGCAUCUGUUACAGAUUCUGAAACUCAGAACAGUCAGCUUCAGGCAAAUGGACUGCAGAGUGUUUCAGAUCAGUCAAAUUCUCUGCAGCAGGUGCAGAUUGUUGGGCAGCCUGUCUUACAGCAAAUACAAAUCCAGCAGCCUCAGCAACAGAUCAUACAAGCCAUACCCCACCAGUCUUUUCAGCUUCAAUCAGGACAAACCAUACAGACUCUUCAGCAGCAGCAACUGCAAAAUGUCCAACUUCAAGCACUUAGCCCCACUCAAGUUCUCAUUAGGGCCCCAACAUUGACCCCAUCUGGUCAGAUCAGCUGGCAGACUGUGCAGGUCCAAAAUAUUCAAAGCCUUCAGAAUUUACAGGUUCAAAAUGCACCGCAGCAGUUAACUAUAACACCAGUCUCUACGAGCAGUGGUACCACUAUAGCCCAGAUUGCACCAGUUACAGUUGCUGGCACACCAAUUACUCUAAAUGCAGCUCACUUUACGUCUGUACCCAAUCUGCAGACCGUAAGUGUUGCAAACCUGGGUGCAGCAGGAGUACAAGUUCAGGGAGUUCCAGUAACUAUCACCAGCGUUGGAGGUAAGUUUGGUGUGUGUAAAGUUGCAGUGUUUUAUAAAAAUAAAUAAAAAAUAAAAUUCUUAAGGUUGUGUAGUUUCAGCUGUCUGGGUGUUGUUGGAGUAUAGUUCCAAUCACUCACGGGCUGGCCAAAGCUGUUAAAAUUCUGUCCCAAAAUUCUGCCUUUUCACAGUCAUAGUUGACCGUUUUGCUACCAGGAAAUCAUUGGAAACACCAUCCACUGGCAUGCAGAGUCCUGUGGCACUAAAAUAAUUAAACAUGGAGUUUUUAACACAAGAAUGAUGUUUUUUUUUUUGUUUUUUUUAUUUAUUUUUUUUUUUAUGAAGAUUAUUUGUCAACGAAGGUGCUCUACACUGUGCUUGAUGCUGCACAGGUCUCUAAACAUUAUUUCAUAAUAUAUUAACAUUUGAAUGUACCUUUUACUAAAUAGGUAAUAGCAAUUAAGUUGUUUGGGGUGUCAAACUUUUUCGCUUACAAUUUGUAACACAAACUGACUUGUAUUAUGUAUAGUACCAAUCCUUUAUUGUGUUACGAGUAGCAAGUCUAAUUUUCAGAGGAUAUUGAACCUACAAAUAACUAUCUUGUACUAGGACUCUGGCAUAGGCAACCUUCGGCACUCCAGAUGUUUUCGACUACACAUCCCAUGAUGCUUUGCCAGCAUUAUGGGUGUAAGAGCAUCAUGGGAGAUGUAGUCCACACCACCUGGAGUGCCAAAGGUUUCCUAUCCCACUAGGAUAACGCUUAGCAAAUGCAUUGAUUUGCAGAUCUAGUAAAAAUAAAGUAUGUACGCAAUCCAGUUUCUUCCAAACAGCCGCAAAGUUAAUAAUUGUGCACCUGCGUCUCACCAGACCUCAAGUCUUAAAAGGACACUCCACUGCCCAAAUACAAAAUAAAUCUCAUUGUUUAGUAGAUAUACCCCCACAUAAAAUCUUGCAUGCAUUUUUUUUUUUAUUAUUUUUUUAUUUUUUUAUUAAGUGUAUAUCUAAAAACGGCCUGUAAAACCUUCAAUUUUCUUGUCUGGAGUUAUUGCAAAACCUCCCCUUCUAUUCCCGCAUAGACUUUCUGUGGCUGUCCAAUCACAGACUUCCCAAUGCCGUUACAUAUAGUUACAUAGCUAAAAAGAGACUUGCGUCCAUCAAGUUCAGCCUUCCUCACAUUUAGUUUUUUUGCGGUUGAUCCAAAAGAAGGCAAAAAAAAACAGUUUGAAGCACAAUUUUGCAACAAGCUAGGAAAAAAAUCCUUCUUGACCCCAGAAUGGCAGAAAGGUUUAUCCUUGGAUCAAGCAAUUACCCUACAUUGAAUAUUCUGUUUUUGCAAGUAUGCAUCUAGUAGCUGUUUGAACAUCUGUAUGGACUCUGAUAAAACCACUUCUUCAGGCAGAGAAUUCCACAUCCUGAUUGUUCUUACAGUAAAAAAACCUUUCCUUUGCCUUAGACGAAAUCUUCAAUGAGAAGUCUUUACUAGGCAGGUGCUGUGAGCAAUUGCUGCCUCUCGAGUUUAGCUCUACUGACCUAACUUAACAAGGUAGUAACAUUACCUGCUGUCUACUUGAUAGCCAAGGUGGUGCAACCAGGUUAAUUUAUAAAAUUGUACAUUUUUAUUUGAAUCUGCACUUUUUGCAAAAUGGGAAAAAAAGUCACACUUUUCACACACAAAGUGUUUCAGCAAGCUAGUGCUCUAGGGGUCUGGAGUGUCUCUUUAAGUAAAUCUGGCAGGAUUGAAUUGCACAAAGCUGAUCUAUCUCAUAAUGCUUUGCCUGUGUGUGUAAAUACUACUCCCUAUUCCUGCAAAUAUACACAGAGAAUUUUGUCACUUGGUUAUCACCGUAUGUAUGUAGUUAUUUAUAUAUUAAAACUGACUCAUACUAUGCAUGACAGGGUUGCUUUAACCCUUUAGAACAAGUACACUUUCUGGUACUUGUAUAAAAAAUAAAUUAAAUGGGCACUCCAGGUGGGAAUUUAUUUUAUUUCUUACUAUUAAUUGCUUGUAAUACAAUUCCACUGUAUAAUUGGAAAGUGCUACAGAAAAUGUUGGCACUGUGUAAAUGCUAAUAAUAAUUAUCCAUUUAUUUUCAGUAUAUAAAUAAUGCAUAAAAAUAUAGAAAACAACCAAUUCAUGAUAGCGGGGAAAAAAAUGUUUUUCUUUGCAUCCAAGCGCCAGUGAUCAGAACUGGGUUGUUGCACUUCCUCAAUGAAAAAGUCAGACUGAAGGAGGACCACUGAAAAGGUUGAAACAAAACAGUCUGUUCCCUAGUCUCCUCCUCUCUGCACUUAAGAGACAGCUUUUAUUUAUUUUUUUUUUAACUAACAAAAUUGUAUUUUACUAGAGAAAUGCAAUUCUUAAAGGGACGCUAUAGUCACCAGAACCAUUACAGCUUAAUGUAGUUGUUCUGGUGUCUAUAGCAUGUCCCUGCAGGUUUUCAAUAUAAGCACUGCCUUUUCAGAGAAUUGCUGCCUAGUAACACCUCUAGUGACAGUCAUACAGCCAGCCACUAGAGGGUCUUGGUGUAGCACGUAUGUUCAGCGUUUCCACGCUCUUCAUAGAGGCACUGAAUGUUGCCCAUAGAUAUGCAUUGUAGGGAUCGGCCGAUAGUCUGUAUUUUCAGCAAUAUCGGUAUCGGCCAAUAAAGAUACCGAUAUUGCCGAUAAUGCAGACCAGGGCCGCCAUCAGGAUCCUGGGGGCCCAGCACACUCUUAUUUACCUUCCCAGCAGCUCCCCAGUCAAACUCUUGCGAGUCUUGCGGCCGUCAGAGCGUUGCCACAGGUUACCAUGGCAACGCUCCGCACGGCACACAUGCCUUGAGAGUUGGACAGGGGAGCUGCUUGGAAGGAAAGUAGGAGUGUGCUGGGCCCCACAGGACCGCUGCGGGUCCCCCCUGGGAAUGCCAUAUCCCCCCUCCCUGGCCAGUUAAGAAGUAGGGAAGGGGGACUAAAACAAAAUGUUAAAAAUCCCCCCUCCCUCCUAUUUUACACCCAGCUUCCCUAUCUUUUGGGAGAGAUGGAGUGGAAAUUUCCCUGGGGUUCAGUGUGGCCGCUCUCUAAUAUUCCUGCAGUUCCCCUCUGCUCUCUCUGUAGUGAUUCUGGGGCCGAAGGGAUGUCCUAUUUCAGCUCCCGGCAUCAUUAAACAGCGCUAGGGAGCAGAUAGGAACUGAAGGAAGAUUACUGCUCCCUCGCUCGCCGCCUCCUUGCUGCCUAAGCCGGCUGGUUCAAUGCUACGCAGGGUGAUCGACUCCAGUGAUCACUGGGAUGGUCUCCGCCACGCUCCCCUGGGCGGCUGCCUUCUCUAAAGGGCUGACAAAUCCCAUUUGUCGAGCCUUGAAGGAGCCAAACUGGAAGCACAGAAUUAGAGACUUUUUCCAAUUCAGCUGUUUUGACCUUAAAUUUAAAAUUCACUUUGAAUUCCCACUAUAGUGAAUAACCCUGAAAGUGAUAGUGAUGAAAACUGUAACAAAAAUUAACAUUUUAGUAAAGACUGACUAAAACUAAAUCAAAAUUUGCUGUCAAAAUGAACACGGAUUCUUUCCAGCAGUAGUACAAAUAUUUAAAAUAUCAAUGAAAAGAACUGGCUGUAAGAAGUGCCGUAAAACCCAACUCUUUAGGAAAGCUUACGGCCUCCCAGAGUAACCUCUACCUCACAUACCUGUACCUUGCUAUCUCCUAAAGGGCAGCACUCUACUCUCUCUCUUCCACCUCUGCUUCACUCCCACCUUAUUUGAUUGCUAUAUCCUGUCUUACUGUGUUUUACACCCCACCUUCUAUAUACUGUAAGCUUGUUUGAGCAGGGUACUCUUCAACCUAUCGUUCCCCUAUCGUUCAACCUAUCGAGUUUUUUGUAAUUGUCCUAUUUAUAGUUAAAUACCCCCUUUUUAAAAUAUUGUAAAGUGCUAUGGAAUCUGUUUGCGCUAUAUAAAUGGCAAUAAUAAUAAUAAUAAUGCUAAUGCACAUAUUACCUGUACCUGGAUAUAGAAAAAAAAAAUUUCUGUUUAAAGGGAUGAUUUAGCGAUCUUUAGGCACCCUAAAAACUUCAUCUAAAUAAAGUUAUGAUGUCCUCUUAGCUGAAGGGGUUAAACUAUACUCUAACAGUUUAACCCCAAAGUUACCUCCAGCACCGAUCACAACUCACCCCAGAUGGCAUCCGAUUUCUGAAACUUCACUUUCAGGAUGCAUGUAGUGCUGCUGAUUGGCUAAGAGUGGUCAACUAAGACACCAAGAUAUGAACCAUGUGGUAGAACUUGAUGUGUUGCCUAGUAUAUGUAGUAACGAAAACUUACUAUAGAAUAAACUUUGUCAGUUUGCUUUUUCUGGUACAUCUCUGAGCUAGUAGAGUUUUUUUAGCCACCAUCCUUUCCUCUUCCCAGACCUCUAAACCACCCAUCUCAAUUUCACAUGAACUAGCCAUGCAUGAGAAACCUUGUGCAUGCUCAUGACUUUUUCUUGUAGCCCAUUCCAGCUUUGUGUAGGUCUACAAUCUUGUCACUGACAUCCUUGGGCAGCUCUUUGGUCUUGGCUAUGGUGGAGAGUUUGGAAUCUGAUUGCUUCUGUGGACAGGUGUCUUUUUUUAAAUAGGUAACGAAAAAAAAGCACUACCUUAAAGACAGUGCUCCUAAUCUCAGCUCGUUACCUGUAUAAAAGAAACCUGGGAGCCAGAAAUCUUGCUGAUAAGGGAUCAAAUACUUAUUUCACUCAUUGACAUGCAAAUCAAUUUUAUAACUUUUUUGGCAUCUGGUUUUCUGGAUUAUUUUUUUUAACUUUCACUGUUAAAUACACCUAUCAUUAAAAUUAUAGACUGAUCUUCUUUGACAGUGGGCAAACAUUCAAAAUCAGCAGGGGAUCAAAAACUUUUUUUUUCCCUUCACUGUAUGAGAUAUUUUGUGUGUGGGUGUAGUGGAUGUAGCGCGUGUGUGUGUUUGUAUAUAGAGGCUGUAGUUUGUGUGUUUAGGAAAUGGAGUAUGUAAUGUAUGUAUGUAAGGUAUGCCUUUUGUUACAUAGUUGGUUACAUAACUGAAAAGAGACAUGCGACCAUCAAGUUCAGCCUUUCUCACAUUUGUUAUUGCUGUUGAUCAAAAAGAAUUUAAAAAUAACAGCGCUUCCAAUUUUGCAACAAACUAGGAAAAAAAAUCCUUUUAGACCCAGAUGUGGAGUCAAGCUAUUGCUGCACAGUCGCUAAUCCAAUAAAGAGGGAUUUACCACAAGUACCCCAUGGUGGGCCACCUAUUACUAUAUUUAACAAUAGAGGGGAACAUAGCAUCCCCCUCCAGCCCCACCCAGUGAGUGUGUGCUAUUGAACUAAAGGGGGGAACCUAUUGUAUCCCGCAGCCUCUACCCAUUAGCGGCAGGUAGGGGCCCUAACUAAUAAUGGGGGAGACCCCCAGCCCCCACCCAUUAGAGGCGAAUGGAGACUAAUUGUAAAAAUAAAUUCCCCCCCCUCUCCCCCAGUGACAAGGGGUCCCUAGUAAGCAAAUACCCUAUCUCUCUCACUCCUAAAAAUUAAUCCCAUCAAAUUAACACAAUUUUAAAAAAUGUCACAGAAAAAAAAAAAAAUCCACCUUCACCCAGCAAGGGCUCUACGCAGACUUAGCUUUGUAGUGCAGGAAAACGCUUCUAAAGAAUAUGGAGAAGAGGUAAGUAUGAUGGAAAAACUUUUUGACACAAGAAGUUCAGCUUACUUAAGCUCCUCCUUGUGUCAAAGAAAGUCAGGCGUAGGAAAAAUACUUAAAGCGGCACAGUCGUGGCCGCAUCGUUUUUUGUUGUUGUUGUUUUUAACCCUCCCCUCCCGACUAAUACAUCUAAUAGCACCCUGGUCACCCCCAAAUGCCACUAAGCCCCCCAUAUUACCUAUAUUUAAUGUCUCUUUUCUGCCCUGCGGAGCUCAGUCUCCGCGGUGCCCUCGCUGGGAAUAACAUGCGUUAUUGUUUUUGCGCUCUGGACUUUUUUUAUUUUAUAAAUUCGACAGGCUUUAUGGUUUUUUUUUUUUUUUUAUUUUGCCCUUUUUGGGGGCUGAAAAAAGACUUCAAAUGGUAAGUGUUUAUUUUUAUUUACAGGGACUUGGUUUUAUUGUCUCCCCUCACUAUUUUUAGGGUGAGGGGAGUAGGUAGAAAUGUAUUUUAUUUUUUGGGGGGCGGGGGAAGGACUAGGGGCUUGCAGGGGGGUCUUUUUUGCAACAGUGAGCAGCCACUGACUGCUCACUGUUUAGUAGACAUGCCCCUACUUGCGGCAUAGCAAGUAGGUGCAGAUUUAUUACUAAUACUAAGUCAUUUUUGCUUAGUAUUAGUAAAGUUGGCUGAAAGACCAGUUUUGGUCUUUCAGCCUUUUGGUAGAAAGCUUCCUAAUACCAUGGGAAUUAGGGAACUAUUUACUAAGCGGCUGCAAGAUGCAGCCGCGGCACGAAUAGGAUCAGUUUCAUUCAUUUGAAUGAAAUUCAAAUACGAACAGAAACUACCGAAUGCCAUUCUAACCCGAAUUAACGGACGGAAUUCUGUAGUUUUGCCGGCGUUCUGUCUACAUGACAGGACGCUAGGGAAUAAUGAAAGUAAGCAUCGCGAGAUCAGAUGAGAAUUGUGAGAAAAUUCCUUUGACCGCGAGAAGUGGGCCAAAGCUGGUGAAGCGUAGGAAGCCUCAAUAAGACAAAGUAGUCCCUACUUUGUCUUAUGUUUUAAAGAAAACUAGAACUGACAGGAAGAAAAGAACAACAGAUCCUGAGAGAGGUAAAGAAAAGGAAGCGAUUGGGGAAAGGUAAGUCCGGCAGGACAGUGCCACUUUAACACAAAGUAGAAAGACCAGAUAGGAAAGAGGAAGAGCAGAGGAAGCAAUUGGGUAAAAAUAUGUAAGUAGGAAACCACCAAAAUAAAUAAUAUUAAUGUGUAUGUACAAUAUCUCAAUGAGGCAACACAAGGCCACUGUUAUAAUUUCAGAGUGGCCAUUGGGUGAUCAUUUUAUUUAUUGUAAUGUCUAGUAUUUGGGAAACAGGAAAACUGUUCAUAGACAACUCAACACAAUGUAAAGGCUAUGUAAGUUUAUGUACACAAAGUUGUAUAUGGCCUAACUCGACAAAAUUCCUGCUCCUCCCAGCAUGUGGCUGCACAUAGACAGUGAGUGCUGGGAUGUGACUUCAUAUCCUCGCACUCGUUAUCUGUCUCCAAGAAAACGGUUAGUUACUGCAAGCUGGUUAUACAACAUAUUGAUUUUUUUUUUUUUUUUUCUUUGCCUGAUUGCUAGAGUCAAAGCAACUUUUCCAACCUCUGGUUUGUGAUAUCAAAAUAAAUAUUUUUAAAUGAUUCAGAAGUUUCAUUUGUGUUUACAUUUUCUGCCUCUUGUUCUGAGGAGAUUGUAUUUCCUAGCAGGCACCUGGCUUCCCUAUCUUAAUUGGCCGCUCACUGUCCAUCAUUUUGAAAGUUUGUCACCUACAGUAUAAGAGGAAUGCAAACUGCACAUAGGAAUAGGUUUAGAUGACUGUCUAAAAUAGCCCUUGCAUAAUGACUUUCACAGUGGGUAGUCUUAAGUCUGUUAUUAACAAUGUCUCAAACAGUUGAACCGUUAGACAAAUGUUAACAUGUACACUUAUUUUUUACGUGGGUUUUUUUAUAUUUGUGUUUACUUGUUCUUUUUUGUUAAUAGUCCACCAGUAUGUUCUGGUAAUUUCUUUGGAAAGUGUUUUAGUUUUGAAGAUAUUUCUUAUAAAAAAUUCAUACAUAUCUGCUGUUAUUCCAUGUAUGCACUGGCCCUUUUGGCACAUGGCUAAACCACCAUUAAUUUUAUUGUAUUUUUUUUAAUGCGAUUUAAUACAACAAAAUCACAAAGUUAUCUUUUUAAGGUGUUACUUCAAGCAUCAGUAACACUUCAGUGAUUUGAAUAUAACCAAGUAUAUUGGCAAAUUGUUGCUAAAUGGUUUACCCCAUUACAUGGAAUAGAGACCAGGGUACUGCUGGCAUCAUAACCACUACAAAAUGCUAUAGUGUUUAUGAUGCUUGCAGUAACCCUUUAAGUGUACAUUUAACUAAUUUACAGCUGAAAUAGAUACUUAAUGGCCUUUGUUAGUGAUUGACCAGAAAACUCAUUAAUCCACUAUUGGCUCUAAAUGUAAUUAAGAAACCGCUUAGCUAAACCCUCUGUGCUGUUAAUAAAUAUCGAGGUAAUUAUGUCCUACCUUAAAGGGUUACUCCAAGCAUCAUAAAUCACUGUAGUGUUUAUGAUGUCAUGAGGUCCCAAGCCUGUUUUUUGCAACAGUUUGCUCUGUUACUUGGGUCUCAGUCAUGCACAGAGGGUGCUCUAUGGCUGGUAAGGUGCAUCUGGUUUCUACAAAACUGCACAACACUGAUGCCGGAUCUGCUUAAAAAUAAUUGGCUGAGAGUAUCAGCUGACCUCAGCCAAUGAAAUGCAGCUGUGUGCAUAGAAAUAUGUGCAAAAUUUAAAUUGGCCAACCCAGAACUGUUUCUAGGCUGGCUGGUGGUGCUCUAACCCAAUGAUGUUGCCAGGGGAGGAGUUACAUCUCCAGAAACAGAGGGAUCAAACGUUGUAUGUGUAGUGUUUCAUUGUGAAACACUGUGCAUACAGACUACAGGCACCGUGGCUACUUGAAAUAAAUAAAAUGGUCAUGUAGUAACCCUUUAAAUGAACACUACAAUCAUCAAAACCUCUACCGUGCACUGUACAGCAAGCUUGAUUUGUGGACCCAGGACAUACUUGAAAACGAGAGAAAUCUCAAUGUAUCUUUCCUGGUAAAAUAUUUUAUAAAUAAAUAUCUAUGGAGUGUUCCUUUAAAAUUGUUUACUUGCCAUGUCUGGUUGAACAAUAAAAUAAAAAUUUAAUUAACUCAGAUUUUAAAACAAAGUGUACAACCACUACCUUUUACUUAUCUAUUGUGCAAAAUCUCACGUGGCCUUUCCACUGUAACCAAAUGCAGUUUUACUUUUCUAUAAUCAGUAUGUUUAAGUAGAACACGCGCACACACAUUUGUUAUGGUUGGAAGAAUGCCCAGGUGCUGUCUGUCUUAUCUUCAGGGGUUAAACAGUUUUCAAUACCGAAAGCCCCUAUGCACCUCAGCCUACAUCCCUCCUCUCUGCACUACAAUAUUAAGAAUGUUUAGUUUUUUUGUUUUUUUUUACAAUUUGCAAAGAGUGCAGGAUUUGGUAUAAAUUGACACUUUUUUUUUUUUAUAAAUUACCCUAUUUACACCUCUUGGCUUUCAAUCAGACAAUAGGCCUUGUCACUUCCUGGUUUAGUUAGCUCAGUGGAGCUAAAGUCAAGAGGCAGCAACUGCUCAGAGCACCUGAUUGGCAUAGAUUUCUCAUUGAGCUGUAUUGGGAAGUCUGUGAUUGGACAGCCACAGAAAGUCUGGGUGGAGUUGGAAGGGGAAGGUUUGCAGAGGCUGCAGAAAAGAGAACUGUAGGUUUUGCAAGCUGGUUUUAUAUAGAUAGAUAGAUAUAAUCUCAAUGAAAAAAUACAUAUUUAAAUAUAAUCAACUUUUCAUUGUGGGGUAUGUCUACUAAACCAUGGUAGGGGAUAAGUCAUUACACAUUCCUUGACCUCUAAUUAUGUUCCCUCCUCUCUACCUGUGAACAGUAAAGUUGCUAAUGCUUUCCAGAACAUCAGUGAAAAUAUAGCUGGGGCGAAAAAAAAAACCUGCUACACAACUAGGCAUUCAAUGUGUUCUCAUCAUGCUACCUAACUCAUAGCAUAGUUUUUAGCAAAGUUCUGACCUGCAGCACAUUCUCCCAACAGUCACAUGGGUGCACUACACUUGAAGUUGCCUUGCAAAGCAUUGUACACGUGAUCAUUCUUUUCAUGUCGGAUAAUUGCAUUGACAAGCAGCUGCCUGAUGUCAGUUUUAGAAAUAAAAAGCAUUAAUAACUAUCAAAGUCUUUAGAGAUCUGGGUCUAAAGAGUCCUGUAUCUGGUCUUCAGCCCCCAAAGCGCACUCCCAAGCAACACCUAUGAUUGAACUAGCCUCCUUAGCCACCCCCUCUCAAAUGAAUGUGUUCUUUUUAGUCAGUCCCUCAAUGAAACUGAAUCUUUUUUAGCCAAUGAAAAUGGAGGCAUGUCUUCUGUAGUGUAAGUAAUUAUCACAGCACAGACUGCACCAUAGUGAUGAGACUAGAGCCCAUCAGUGCUCCUCUUCCUCCCUACAUUCUCCUCCAGCCCCUAUCAGCUAACCUGACUGCCCAUGGUUAACCCCUUCCCUCUCAGCCCGCCUCACUGCCCACUGUUAACCCCUUCCCUGCCAUUACCUGUCAGCCAUCAUCUCUACCCACUGUUAUCCCCUUUCCUGCCAGUCCCUGUUAAUCAACAUCCCUAGAUAGAGAUAUAGAUAGUUAGCGAUACACACAUAUAUAUAUAUAUAUAUAUAUAUAUACACACAAAGAUGAGUGCACUCUGGAGACUGUAGUAGUAAAGUAGAAAUGCUUUUAUUUUGCACAAAUAAACAUCAACGUUCCAGUCCUCCUGGACUUUUCUCGAGACAAGUGCUAAGUGCCAGAUAACGGUUAUAUAUACACAAGCUGUGAGAUACUUGGAGGGUGAACAGGUGAGAGCAAGACUGGUGAUGUCAGGUAUGAUGACAUCAUCAUACCAGGUUUAACCAUGUGAGUGAAGGUAAGAAAAAAUAUGUACAAAGAAACCAUUAGCUCUAUAACAUAUGAUAAGUGGAGACCAGAUAAAAAGAAGACUGGAUCAACAGAGAGAAUUGGGGUGAUCGUUAUGUGAGAACAGAAAUGAUCAAAGAACAUAAUUCAGUGAUUGUUCCAGUCAUGAAAAGGAGGGGGAAUCUCACAUUAACAGGCAUAAUUAAUUGCAAUGUAAGUUAUACGAGUAUUGCAAAAAAAUGUUGGUAUGUAGCAAACAAUAUAGCAAUAAAAAUGAAACACAUGCAGAUAAAUUGCUACAAGUGAUACGAUACAGUGGGCAAGCUGAGGUUCACUGGGAAAUUAGUUCUAAUCCAUUAGAGUCUGGGAAGGAAACAAUAUAAAAGAUUUUUCUCAUUCAGUCCGUGUGGGGCUAGUGUUCCCAAGGUAUAAAUCCAGUAUGCCUCCCUUCUCAAAAGUUGUGCAUCUCUGUCACCACCUCUAUGGGAUAGUGGGACAUGGUCAAUGCCCAUGAAGCGUAACAUCGGUAAGGAGUGCCCAGCUUCCAAGAAAUGUCGUGCCACUGGAGUAUUGGCAGAACGGGUGUUCAGGGUGAUACGAAUUGCUAAGCGAUGACCUCGCAUUCUUUCUCUUAGGUCAUUAGAGGGUUUCCCGAUAUAUACAAAGCCACAUGGGCAUGUAAUGCGGUAUACUACACAUGUAGUGGUGCAAGUGAUGCGAUGUCUGAUGUUAAAAGUUUUUCCCGAGUGAGGGUGGCAGAAAGUCUUUCCAGUAAUCAUCGAGGUACAUGCUGUGCAACUCAGGCACCGAAAACAUACUCUCACGAUGGGACUUUUUUUUUUUCUUGUAGGAUGAGGUUAUGUUGGUCAGUAUGUACCAGCAUAUCCCAUAGGUUUCUUCCUGUCCUGUAACUCAUGAUGGGAUUAUUACGAAAGAUAGGUGGUAGUGAAGGGUCUUUUCUAAGGAUAUCCCAAUUCCCUUGUAUUAUAGAUGUUAUUUGACGGGAAUGAGUGUGGUAUGAUACAGGGUAGAUUAGUCAAUUUAUCGAUUGGGUUUGAUGGUCGUUCAUCUGCUUUCGUUUAUUGUGCUUGCUGUAGUGUUUGUCUCAAAACUUUUUAGAGUAACUUCUUUGCAAGAAUUUGGUAAACAUCUUUUGUAUUUGUACCUCUGCUUUAGAGUGUUCCAAAUUGUUGCGGAGAACUCUGACAAACUAAGAGAUGGGUUGAGACUCUAUAAGCUUCUUGGGGUGAAAGCUCGAGGCAUGUAGUAUGCUGUAUAGUAAUAGUAUUUCUAUCCGGGGGCUUAGAGUAGAGUGUAUAGCUCAAACGGUUGCCUGUGACAAAUAUUUCAAGAUCAAGAAAUUCGAUACUGGUGGUACUGUACUUGUAUUUGAGUUUCACUGGAGUAGUUAACAUAUUCAAAUUUUGUAUCAUAGAGCAUAUUUCAUCCUCACUACCAGUCCAAUUGAGGGGGAUAUCAUCGACAAAUCUCUAUAUAUUUGACUAUAUGUGCUUUAUAUUGAUUCAAAAUGUAUUUGCUCUCAUACUGGGCAACCUUAAGGUCUACCUCCGGCAUGGCACAGGCCAUAUCGGGAACCAUAGGGCAUGGGCACUCCGCCCUAAGCUUUUUUCUAGUUCUAGGCCUUAUCUAUGGCUUUCCUAAUCCUCGCUGCAAUGUACUGGGCUACGUGGUCAGUGGGGACCAUUCAGCCAACCUUGGGUUUUAGCAGGGCAUCGGGGUCAAACAGGGGUUCCCCCUUCGGGUCGAGCAACCUCCUUGGCACUAAUAACUGGCUUUGCAGACAUGCUGCGGUCAGGAGAUGAGUUCUCCGAGUCAAUAGAGCCGAUCACCGACUUGUCCGAAACUUCCUCAGAAUCCGAUCCAGAGUCGGAAGAAUCAGUCAGGGCUUUUGCCCUUUUCCUUGUCCGCACUGCUUUUGCCUGGCGGGUGGCUCUUUUACAUGGGGGCACCUCGUCCUCAAUAGUAACAGGACGCAACCUGUCCAUCUGUACAGUUUUGGAGGUAUUUUUGCCCACAAAGUGGGUCUUUUUGGUAGUCUUACGGGUGCUAGGGACCACUGGCUUAUCGUCAAAGGCCUAAGGGAGUAUCAAGCCAGGAGCGUGGCUAGAUGCUAUGAUGACAGUUGUAAUAGAGUGAGACAAAUUGUCCGACAUAGCACCCAUAGCAGUGUGAAGGGCCUGGGUGACCGAUUUGGUCAUGGUAGCAUCCAGGAGCGAGUUAAACUCCUCCGAGUUCAUUUGCUCCAGUGACGCUUCUUCCUCCCCAGACCGGGUGGGGUUUUUUGUAGGUAUACGGGGCAGGCGUUGCUCACUGGCACCAACAGGGGCAAUAGAAGUAUUAACCUCAAUAUUAAAAGGGGUCUGCAUGAUGUUAAAUACAGGUGACUUUUUUUUACAAUAACUUCCCACAAUAAUGACACUGGUAACAGAUCACAAUCUGGUACAGAAUAGUAUUGUAGGGGCUGAGAUCAGGGAAGCUGUCACAGGCAGGGGCAGAGCACAGCACAAAUCACAAUAACACAACAGUGGGCUAGCUUACUGAGAGUUCUCUCAGGAAUAGUCUCUGGGGAGCACUGGUAAGCAGCCCAAGUGUCCAGUGAGCCAAUCAGCUCACGCCCGCCCCCACAUGAGCGGCGUGAACAGCCAAAAAAAAAGCCAAACUUUCUCCACACUCAUAAUGGCCGCCAUGAUGAACAGUCAUGAAAUGCGCGAGUGGCAGUUAUUGCGGAAUAGGCCGCAACCCGCGGGCCUCCAGAGAGACGUGCCAUGGGGUAGUAGGGAGAGUUAUAAACAACCCAAAAGUAUGAUAGGAGGAAGGACAGCCGCUGGUGGGGGAGGUGGGAAAAUCCCUGUGAGGAAGCUGAGAGAUGGAGGGGGCCAACCAGAGGGCCCUGGUCAGCACACACAAUAGUGGCAGUACAUAUAUAUACAGACAUAAACUAGCAACAAAAUAAACUGGAAUAAGACAUGAAUAACAGUAACUAGUAGUCCAAAAACAGACAAAUACAGAGCAAAACAUAUCUGAAAAUUCACCAUGACGUCACAACACAACAAUAAUAGACGUUCUUCAGGGUGGCAAAAGCCAAAGCGUUCUCCAAUGGCACCACUAGUAAAUUGCUUGGAAAGGAGACUCACCGUCUAAUCUACAUUUCAACAGGUAAAUUGAUUCAAAAACCGACGUGGUGGAAAUUCAGACAUAGCUAACAUUAUUAUUGAGGAACUGAUUAACUAAUUCAGGAGACGGCAAUACAUGAAAUGCCUAACCUUGGUCAUAGUAGAUGUAGCCUAAAGGCUAGUCUACUACCAUAAUUUUUAAAUGAGCCUCAGCCUACCAUUGAGUAGUUCUUUUAAUGACUGUUGCUGUUUGACUUACAAUAUGUAAGGCUAUGGUAGAUGGUCAAUUUCCCUGUUGCUCGGAUCGGAUGGUACAGAAGUGAGCUUUUGGCAGUGAAAUGAAUAGCGUGCUAUAGCUUAGUGCUUCUCAGCUAGGCAUUCACUCAACUUAAACUCGCGGUGAUGAUGAAACCAAUGUGGUACACCCCUCAAUCAUCCAUCAGCAGUAGCCUACAACUGUGUUUUUGCUUUUUAAUAUCUUCCAUUGACAUUUGAUCAGUAGCCUACCAGACACUAGACGUUCUGUCUCUUCCUUGUAUAAUACUUUUACUUCAGGCAGUGACUGGCAAUGAGUCUGAUCUUCAAAAGAGACCUUAAGUUUACUAAUAUUGGUCUCGAAUUUCCCCAGCUGAAGAUAAUUAUGCUCUGCUAUGAUUUUGUAGAUGGACAGUUUUGAGAAUAAAUUAAGCCAAGUUGAAGAGCAAGCAGGGUUGGCAGCAUAAAGGUAAACGUUGGAUGAAUCAUAAUUUAGGGGAUCAUUACGAUUUCCUCUUAGCAGUUUUAAUAUUGGUUGUUUGCACAUUCUUCCAGUCACUCUGCAAUUUAACCUAACCCCUUUUUUAACAUUGAACACCAGGUACCUGUCAGAGCAAAGCGGAGUAGAGAAGUUACUGCAAGGAGAGGGAGCCCAGAGACAGUCAGGAGCAUCCAAGCCAGACAGAAAGAAGGCAGGCAGUUGCUUUCAGAGACAGAAUGAGAGAGAGACAGAAAGUUUUCACAUGAACUAUGUCUAAUCUUUCUGCAUAUGUUCUUCAGUUGGACAAAUCUGAUUCUAAUAGGUACAUUAGUAAACUGAAGCUCUCGUUUGAAUAUCAGAUUCUGUCUUUGCCAGAUCUAUACAGUCACGUUUUCGUCAUCGUUUCAACUUUGAUCAACAACGUUUUUAACUAUGUAACUAUGCUUAUAGUAGCCAGCUGGAUCUCUUCAGGUCAGUGGAAGCCGCUUACAUUCUGCCACCCGGAAGUUUCUUGGUGCCUAUUGUUUACAAACAUUCUGAAAUGCGCUAUUGAUGGUACUUAGCUGAGGCAGCAGCAAAGAAAGAGGAGUGGCUUAGGGUCACACGGGAGUAUAUGGGAUGUGGACUGCUCUCAAGAUUUUGGGGUUAACUCUCUGAGGGUAUUUGUUUUGCUUUUUCUAUGAAUAUCUUAAUAUAAUUUCUUUGCUGCUGAGGAAUAAAGAAAGAGAUAAAGCAUAACAUAAGCCUCCGUGUCAUUUAAUAAAAUCUAACAAAAUAAUUAGCUAAAUGCAGCUAGUACUAGCAAUGUAUGUUUCAAAAGCUUUUCUUCACUUUUAACAAUGGCCAUUUUGUAAUAAUUCCUCCAGUUAAACUAAUUUAACGUUAUCACUAAACACCUGAUAAUUAAACAUCUGUACUUCUAGUAGCAUUCCUCCGGUUUCGCUGUCUAGAAGGGGCAGUCCGUAUUUGAACCCAUAUCCUAAUGUCUAAUCAGCAGUAAUUCUCACAGUAAUAUGUUUUUAAACAAUAAUAUAUGUUUAGAAAUCAAACUGUGUAAAUGAGAUAUAUUGUUCUUGUACAUUACAUUUUAGGUGCAUAAAUUGUUAUUAAUAAGUCACCUAAAUUUUCUAAGCGCAGCCCUGCCCCUGGCAACACCCCAACUCACACCCCUAAAAUUAAAUUGCCCCUCUCUGUCCAUUUGAAAUGUUGGAAGGUAGGUCAUUCUGCUGAGAAUGUAUUAUAGCCUGCUUUGUGAACUUGUGAUUCAAAUUUAAUUAUUCUCUAAUUCUGAGGUCACUUUUUCCCUGCCUUACAUGUUUGGCCUUCACAAGUCAUCAAACCACCCUAAGGUCCUCGCCUUGUAGUCACAUCAGUUAUAGACAUCAACUUGGGGAAUGCCUAAAAGGCUUCAAUCGUUGUCCCGCUCAUUUCAGACCUAUAAUUGACUUGGAUUAUAGACUUCAGUCUUCUUAUAAAGCGUUUUUGUUUAUUUUACUUAAAGCUGCUUUAUCACUUAUAGGGAGGUGAUAAGGGGUUGCACUCCAGAAGCUGAAGACAAACUUCAGGAAGAAGAUUGUAUCCGUUAGCUUCUCCACUUUUCCUCUUCACAUGAAGUAGGCUUAUAACCUUUGGGGGGCCUUGCAAAAUGUGCAAAGAUGCUGAAGAGACAUUUCUGAAUGCAAUUCAUGUGUAAUUACUAACAUAAGUAUUUGGAGACCUGGUUACAAAGCUGAAAGUCUUGCCUUUGUCCCUUCCAUUUUUUUUUCUCUCCCCCACUCAAUUUGCAUUUUUAGAGAUACAUUGGAGCUAGAAGAGAUAAUGAAUAAGAAUUCAGUCAGCUUGUCCUCCCAUUAAAAGUGCUAUAGUUUGUCAAAAAAAGAGCAUUGGCACUAGGGUGAUGUUAGCCACAUACAUUAGGGUGAUAUUAGUCCACCACUACCAAUUUGCAUAAAUUUUUGUGUAAAUUAAACGAAGCAUCAGUCCUUGCCAGAUAGCUCUAUUCAUGAGGGAUCGGAGAGCAUAUAAGCAAUACUAAGGACACAAUCUAGGCAUCCGCACUACAAAUUCCUGUAUGUGUAAAACGUGUUUGAUCAAGGGUUUUAGCUUCACUGAUGAAGACUCGUGACCUCUCUGCAUAGUAAACUAUAUAAUGAAUAUCCCUUAUUAACAAAACAAAAAUAAAACCUAAGACAAGAUAAGCAAAAUAAUAUUAUCCUCUGAAUUCCAAUAGUUUGCAGCAAAUCUGCAGAUUUUCCAUAGAACAUGAAAUGGUUAAGUUUCUCUUAGACAACCAUUGUUCUUUGUUUUCAGUAGCAAGGGUGAGAGGUUUAUGACAUUGGUGCCCUGGUUACCGAAAUAUUAAAUGUUAAAAUUAACAAGAUUGUAAACAAAAACUUGUUGAAAUCGCACAUUUUGCACCCAUAUAACUUUGUAAAGCAAAGUUGCAUAGGCCUAUACUUCAGGUGGCCUUUCUGGUAUGUCAAAUUAAAAAAAUAAGUGCCUCUUCACUGGUUGAUUUUAUAUGGAUUGACCAUUGUAGUUCAGAAAAUGCAAGUACUUUAUGGGAAAAUAAAUGUGCAUGAUUCUGCUCUGCAGCAGCGGUGCAGACUGUAUAAGUUUUCAAAGUAGUUUUCAUGGAUGAACCUAAAACACGACGUACACAGCCUUGUAUCCAUGGAUAGAAUUUACUUUGCUGCAUUGAUUGCUCAAUUAGGAUUUGACUAAAGUGGAGAGAUGAAAGGGAGAGUUUGUUGCAACAUACCGUAUCCAAGGAAUUUAGGUUGUUAUGGUACUUUGUAUGUGCAAUUAGAGUAAGGUCUGUCUUUAUAUUUUGAAUCCAAUUGCUACAGCAAAUCAUGCAUUAUCUUAUAGAAUUAUUCUGAACUGGUAGUUCUAAAACUUGUAAAGAAUAAACAAAAGUUAGUCAUUUUUAAUGUUCUUAUGUUGGCACAAUAUUUAUUGGCACUGUUAGAUUGUUGUGGAGGUGAAUUGCAAAUUAAAUUGGCAAUUCAAGGAUGAGCACUUCAUUGUGCUUUUGGGGGGAGGGCAGUGUUUUGUCUUUGUUUUGUUUUUCUCAAGUGGCACUGUCAAGUCAGUACCUUGAAAAUAGAAAAUGUUCAGUACAGGACACUCUUAGCACCUUCACGUCUUAUGUUCCAUGAAUAGAUUAUAGUGUAAUGAGAUCAAACUGUCAAUGGAAUCACAAGUCAGUCAGCAGAAACUUUAAAACCAGGGAUUUACAGGAAAAUCAAAUGUUUGCUUUUGCAUGUUUUUUGACUGCAAUAUCUACAAAGUGCAUUAACAAAUUUCCUUUUUGAACAAUAUUGGUAAUGCCUAUAAGUAGAGAUAAAGACUUGCCUUAAGAACCUUUUAGUGACAGUGGUACAUUACAACAGAGUUUGGUACAUUCUGGUCCCUAAAGUGUUAGAGAACACCACCUGAACCUGAAAAAUGUCUAAAUUAUUUAAGAUGUUCAACUUAACUACUGCUUUGCAGGUCAGCAGCAAGGAGCGGAUGGAGUGAAGGUACAGCAAGCUACAAUAGCUCCUGUUACAGUAUCAGUUGGAGGCAUUGCUAAUGCCACCAUUGGUGCUGUCAGUCCUGACCAAAUAACACAAGUGCAGCUUCAGCAAUCUCAACCAUCUUCUGACCAGGAGGUACAGACUGGCAAGAGGCUAAGAAGGGUGGCAUGUUCUUGUCCUAAUUGCAGGGAAGGUGAAGGAAGGUAAGUAAAUAUAGUCAUGUUUUCUUGUAGAAAAUUUUGAAGGGGAAAAAAAAGAUCUCAUUCUUCCCAACUUUCAUCUCUUUAUGGCCGUUAUUCAUUUUAAGACUUUGUCCCAUUCACUUUAUCUGUUUGUGUGGGAAACUCUUCAAAGUAUGAAAUACAUGUGUGCCAUUAAUUGAGCAAUAGCACGUUAAUUAAAACCAAAACUGCAUCUCAGAUUGAAGUCAAGUAGAUAUCCACUAUAAAUGAUUAACUUAACUGCAUGACCAUGUUCAGCACAUACAACAUCAGCUGUAUAUUGCAUCAAAAGUAAGACUUCUACAGUUAUCGGUCAGGUUUGAUUUUUAAUGUUGAUUUAAACCUGUAGAGGUGAAUGUGAAUCAUAUUGCAAUUCACAAUAUUGUCUAACAUCACUGGUAAUACAUUGCAACAGCCGUGUAAAAAAACAGCCUCGCUAACAAGGAGAAGUAUACUUGUAGAACAAUGCGAAACACUGUCUGCACAUCUGUUAGAAUUUACAGACUACUCUAUAGUGCAUUGGACUGAUAGUUAACGUGUAAUCUCCACGGACACCACUCCAUUGUUGUUACUGAUAGCUUUUCUUUAUAGACCUUUGCUUCAGACUUACUGCUUAUGUAUUUGCUGCUGGUUAUUCUUUGCCACUAUUGUGCACUGUCAAAACUAAACCCGUUAUCUUGUAUUCUUUUGCAACUCUUACAAAACAAACUAGAGUGUCGUAAAAUGUCGUUUUUAUGUUUACUUUUUGUUUUCUGUCUUCACUUUAGAGGGAGCAGUGAACCUGGGAAAAAGAAGCAACAUGUCUGCCAUAUUGAGGGCUGUGGAAAGGUCUAUGGGAAGACCUCUCACCUCCGUGCUCACCUUCGUUGGCACACCGGCGAAAGACCAUUUGUGUGCAACUGGAUAUUUUGUGGCAAGCGAUUUACUAGGAGUGAUGAAUUACAGAGGCACAGAAGAACUCACACAGGUACAUCUUUCAUUCUUUUAUUUAUACAUAGCUAGGGUUUCUUUGUGGAGUACUGCACUAUCCCACCUUCAUAAGCAGAUAUGUUUCUGCUGUCCUGUGUGCACAAAUCUCUAUGGUUCACUCAUUGUUCUUGAUUUACAUUCACUAUCCUUUCAUUAUUCAUUCAACUUCACAAACUCAGUUUUUCUUUUCCAUUUUCAAUUACUUCCUGUUCUCUAUUCCAUAAUAAUAUUUCUGUUGUUUGUUUCAUGUGUCCAUUUUAUUUUUUACCCUGAAUACACCAUAUUUCCAUAAUAUUUUUAGCUGCCCCAUGUUUCUCUCCUCCUCCCCCCAUCUUUCUUCUCUCUACUCCAUUUUUAGCCUGUGAGUUCAUCUUUCUCCAGUCCAGUGUAUAGUUAAGCUUUAUCAAAGUGUUAUAAAGUGAUGGAAAAAAAUCCCUUUUAUGAAGUUUAAUAAUAUACAUGAGUUGAAUUUUUCCUAUGACAAUUUUAGCAACAUGCCACAGUACAUGCACAUAAGAUGCUUGCUUCACCCAUGGAAAGAAAUAAAAAGCAGAGGAUUCUCUGAAGAUUUAUAUGGGAAAAUCAUCUAAGAAGGCAUUAUCUAUAUAAUGCAUUAAAAAGAGGAUGCUUAAAUGGAAACUAUAGUCACCAGAACAACUACAGCUUAUUGUAUUUGCUUUGGUGAAUAUAAUCAUUCCCUUCAGGCUUUUUGCAGUAAACUCUGUCUUUUCAGAGAAAGGGCAGUGUCAUUACAGCCUAGGGAUACCUCCACUGGUCACUCCUUAGAUAGCAGUGCUGCACAGUGUGCAUUCAGUGUCUCCACCCUCUGCAUGGAGACGCUGAACAUUCCUUAUAGAGCUGCAUUGAUUCAAUGUAUCUCUACGAGGAGAUGCUGAUUGGCCAGGGCUGUGUUUGACUUUUGCUGAUCUGCCUCCUUGACACUCUCAGCCAAUCCUUUGGGGUAGCAUUGUGAUUGGCUCUGACCACCACUUCUGAUGAUGUCAGCCAAGCAGGCAGAUCGGGCAGAGCCAGCAGCAGCAGACUGGAAUAAAAGUAAGAUUUUACUAUAUUUUAGGGGGUAGGGUGGGGGACGCAGGGGGACCAGAUGGUGGGUUUUAACACUAUAGGGUCAGAAAUAUGCUUGUGUUCCAGACCAUGUAGUGUUCCUUUAAUCGACGCAGGAGAAUCUCUUAAUGUUUUUUUUUGUUUUUGUUUUUAACUUCAGAAUAACGGGAAAUUAGGUAGUAUCAUGGGGGUCUAUCUGUGACAACACAGCAGAUUGCUAUUCAAAAUUGAAUAUGUGAAAGUGCUCUGUUUAUGCAUUUCAUGCAACAGGCUGCAGUAUUCAUCUGCACAGACAAAUAAUACACUUGACACUGAAAAUGAAAGCUAUUGCAAUCUUUUUGGUGGCAGUUUGAGCACCUGGUACAGAACUUUUAUUUAUUUGUUUUUCUCUUUGCCUUUUAAUUACAUGAUUUCUUAUGUGAUACAUGUAAUGAAGAAAAAAUAAAAUAUAGAUUGCAGAAUUCAAAUUAUUUGUGCUGUUUUGUAAUGAAUUACAUUGUAUUCUGUUUUUUUUGUUUUUUUAGGUGAGAAGAGAUUUGAAUGUCCAGAAUGCUCAAAGAGAUUUAUGAGGAGUGACCAUCUUUCCAAGCAUGUUAAAACCCAUCAGAACAAGAAGGGAGGUGGCACUGCCCUGGCCAUCGUAACUUCGGGAGACCUGGAUUCGUCCGUCACAGGAGUCCUUGGUUCACCAAGAAUUGUCACAGUUGCCACCAUCUCUCAAGAUUCCAACCCAGCAACUCCAAAUGUUUCAACAAACAUUGAUGAAUUCUGAAAUACUUUUCAAUGGAGACUCAUGCUGCUGCACUUGACGUAUGUAAUUAGCAGGAUCGUGAUAUGGUGUGUAGAGUGGAUUACAGGGGAGAUAUCAUGUUUUAAAUUUUUUUACUAUUAAAGAAUAAAGAAAGGGGUUGGCAUGAAUCUGUGAACAAUAUCCAUUGUUUUUCUAUCAUUAGGUCAUAUAUUUAAAAGGCAAAUAUUUUAUCUGUAUCAUGUAUAUUCUACAUUUUGUAACACCGAUUAGCUUCCACUAUGUUUAAACUUUUCCUCAUUCCUUUCUUGCAAAAUCAAGAUGCUAAUGUUUUAAACCACAUCACGAGAAGUGCAUCAUUGGCUUCGGACCACAAAUACUGCAAACUCCUGAUUUGUAAAAAGGCCUUACAGUUAUAUCGUAUUUGUAGAAAAUGCUAUGAGUCUGCAAUCAUCUUUGCAAAGAAAUGAUUUUUUUAUAUGGAGACAUAAUUUAAAAUAUAACAUUUGGAUAGUUUAAGGAAGUUAUUUAUAUAAAAAAUGCAGGGUACAUUGAAUUUCAUACAUUGAAUUUCCACUGGGCCCCUUCUGUACUCAUGGAUGUAAAGGCAUGUAAAUAUGGGUAAAUCAUCGCUCUCUCCUUAAAUUUCUCUGUGUGAAAUGAAUAUUUGAAAGUGUAACAUGUUAAAAGGGCGGCAGUCGGUUAAGUCCACAUUCCAUUGAGUGAGUUUUGAUUUUAAAUUAUUAUUUUUAUUUUGUAUCUCCUAUCUUGGGUAAAUCUAAUGUUUAUCCACUCUAUAUUUAGACUUUAGAGAAUUGUAGGAUUUGGAUUUAAUAUUGAGUAAUGCACUAAAUAAGGGAUUCUCAAACCUGUCUUUAGUACCACUAUUAAACCAGAUUAUAACCAUGAGGACAAGUCAUUUAAAUCUUUAGAGUGUCUAUUUAAACAAAGAGCAAACGGCAUCAUGAGGCACAGAGUGUGUGUGUAUACAGUAUAUGCAUGUAGAUAUACAUAUUUAAAGAUAUAUACAUUUUUAAACAGAGUUGUCCAUUUUCUAAUGUGCUGCAUUAUUCCCUACUGUGGUGCAUUUUGAUAUUUUGCUUAGCUUUGGUUGUAUUACUUUUAGCAUUCUAUAACAAAUGAUAGUUAUGAAAUACUUAUUUUUGCUCCAUAUUAGUUGAAAUUCAAAGUUUUUGCAAUAUUCAAAAUAUACAUAAUUAUUAUUAUAUCAACUGGUGUUACAGAAAAAGACUUGGUAAGUCUACAGACUAGAUGUAUAGCACAUGAAUAACAUCGGUUUACCAUUUUGAACUAGUAAAAAUUCUAGCUAUUCCACUAAAUCGUAUACUAUAUAAUAUAUUGAGGGGAUGAGUUGAGACAAUUUAAGUUUUUUCAGGCAGUUUAUCAACAGUGUGUUGCAAUUUGAUAUACUUCUUGAAUUUUUUGUACGCCAGAAGGAACUCUCUCUACCUGUAAAAAGCUGAAGUGGUGUACGCAUUUGUGUGUAUUCCUUCAGACGCUAUGAAACCAUGGCAUUUAUUUGUAUGGCAUCUUGUGGUUCCAUGCCUCAGGUACCCGUAGCUAUUUACAGACAGAUGUAUAGAUUUAUUACACACAGUAGUACAAUACUUAGGCACUAUUGAUACAUUUUGAAUAUUGGCAAGUAAUUGGAGCCAAGCACUUACAGACGUAAUUUGAGAAGGACAAAAAAAUCAGAUUUGGGAAUAAUUCUAAUGUUAGAAUUAAAAUUUCUGGUCUAUCCACCCUCUUAUUCAGGAUGCUGGCUAGAUACAUACAACCAAUGAUGCUGUCUUGUUUCUGUCUUUAUCUAUUAUCUAGAAAUUACUAUGCAUUAAUAAAUGCUUCCUCACAAUGUGCCUCCCUGUUCACUGCAUGAGUGCUUACAAUUAAUUUUAAUUUUUAAUGAAUGAGAAGCAGCGAAUGGUUCUAUUUGUGCAGAUCUGUACUGCUGUACAACACUAGUAAGCCCUGACUUUGUGUCUCGUUCACUGGAAUGAUAAAACAUUAGCACAGGGAUAAAUGUGUGAAAUUUUCAGCAGUACUAUUAGUGGUACUUAAAGGCAACUUUUGGGUUUCCCUGUUAUAGUGCAUCAACUUUCAUUAAGUUGUAUAUGUCUUUAAAUAAAACUAAAAAGCACUUAAAUAAUACAUGUCAAUUUUAGACAGAAGAAAGUAAGAUUGCAAAUGUCCAGUUUUUGAGAAGCACAAUUUUUUCCCUCAAAACUACAAGCAAACAAGAGUGACAGGGCAUGUCACAUAUUGCUAGAUUUGGUCACUAGUCAUUUCAUAAUUGGAAACAUUUUAAAUCGUAAUCUUUUAACAUUUUGCAAGUAGUUAAAAGAUGAAUGAAGUUAACACAUUUUCUGAAUAACUCAAUAAGUAAAUUAACUGGUUUCAGGUCUCUCUCUAAUUUAGAAAGAAUACCAGUUGAGCUUGUUGUAUGUUUUUGUACAUAUGUUAGUGACUGUAUAUGUAUACAUUUAUAUAUACACAUACUUGUAUGUUUUAAUUUUGGUUUUAAAAUGUCCCAUUAAUGUGUGUUGUUUUUAUCAUUUAUAGAAAAUAACAUUUUGUUAUGUCAAUGCCGCGAUCAGAUCUUACUAUAAAGUAGCAUAAAAUGCAGUUUCAUGUCAGAUCAGAGAUUUAUGGAAUAUGUUAUUUAUUAUUAUUAUUAUUAUUAUUAUUGAAACCAAUGUAGUUAAUCAAUUCUCUGCAAUGCAGUAUCAAUCUGGAUCCACAGAUUGCUCCAUUCGGUCAGUAUGUAUAAAUAAAGGGACAUUACAUUUGUCAGUUUGAAUUGUGCACGUAUGUGUAAAUAUAGAUAUAUACCUGUAUGCACAUAUGUUGGUAGGAUUUUUUUUUCCACUUUAUUAAUACACUUUCUUUUUGAGCACUUAAAAUGAUCUUAUUUCUAGCUGUUGAGUCGGACUGCUUACAGUCAGUAGACAUUAGCGUAGCUUUGUUUUUCUUUUUGUUUGUUUUUUUAAGUUUGUGCACAGCGGCUCUUUUUCAUGAUGUUUAUUAUAAAUGUUAUUGCUUUGCAAUUUGUAACAGUGUUUUCGGCCAGGUCUAAAAGUUUGAUGUAUGUUUAUUUAUAUUGUUUUCAUAUAAAGCUUUAUGUAAAACAUUAACAAUGCUAUAUUUAUUGCUGACAGAUUUUGCCAGUGGUUGUAUAAUAAACCAUGGUGAACUUGCCUAUAUCUGUGGCCUGCAGGCUGUUCUUCAGCCCCUUUGGGAUUCAAACAAUUGUCUUUUUUAUUUCCAUUUGUGUAGAUCAUACAGUAGCCACUGACAAAAAAAAAAUAAAAAAUAAAAAAUUGUAAUUUAAAGUCCAAAAAUUUCUUUAAACAUUUCUAAACUGAAAUUAAAGUAAAUGCUAAAUUUUACAUAAUUUCACUCCUCAGUUGUGUAUCUACUAAAUGAAGAAUUCAAAAAGGAAUGUAAUCUAACUGCUGUGGUAUUCAAGAUGUGCAGUUGACAGCAAUAUUUGGUUUGAUGUCAUUUCACUGUUGGUCAAUAUGCCACUGUUUUACAAAAAUGCUUUGAUGUAUUUGUUUAUUUGUAAUGUUAGAAUCGCAGUGUUUUUCAUUUUGCUAAUUUAAAAUCUGUGUUCGAGUAGUAGAUGUAGAUGUGCUUCAGAUCUCAUUAGAAAAUUACAUUAAUUUAUAGAUUUUCUGUUUUAGGAUGAUAGGGUUGAUUGUGAAAUGUGAGAAAGCAUGUUAGGUCUAACUUUUCAAUUUUAGGACACUUUUAUUAAAACCAUAUUUGUAUAUAGUUUUAAUGCCUCGUGCUUCGUUGUGCAUCUCAGAACAAGAAAUUCAUUUGAUAUGCAAGACAAAGUAUUCAAUUGGACAUCAUUUAAUAAAUGAAAUGUUAAAACAAAUUGUUUCUAGUAUCUACAAUUCAUUUUUGAGGGGAAAAUAACUAAUUGGGGGGAAAAGUUGCAAAUUCCCUCAAAUUUUGCCAGCCUCCACAUUUGUCAAUUUUACAGUGCUGAUUUGUAUAAACCUUUGUUCUUUAUUGUGGAUUUGGAAAUAAAAUUAUGUGAAAUUUGUUGUCCAAAA
This is a messenger RNA of Pelobates cultripes (western spadefoot toad), 28208 nucleotides long. NCBI's taxonomy places the organism in Eukaryota, Metazoa, Chordata, Amphibia, Anura, Pelobatidae. The record is from the annotation of a GenBank genome assembly.